Larimichthys crocea (large yellow croaker) is the source of this 723-nucleotide messenger RNA. Its product is annotated as nucleoside diphosphate kinase B. The record is from RefSeq and is a predicted model, not a curated record. The transcript is spliced from 5 exons. NCBI's taxonomy places the organism in Eukaryota, Metazoa, Chordata, Actinopteri, Sciaenidae. Gene Ontology annotation, molecular function: nucleoside diphosphate kinase activity. Gene Ontology annotation, biological process: CTP biosynthetic process; UTP biosynthetic process; GTP biosynthetic process. The coding region runs from base 124 to 573 and encodes 149 amino acids.
CCCCCACACAGUAAACCCUUUAAAUAGAGCUCCUCUCCGGGUCUUCGGCCUCGGUGAUUGCUUCCCCGCUGCCCGUCUUCACAAGUUCUCCUCGACCCGAAACCAAGCCUUCGAUCAGUAAAGAUGGAGCGUACCUUCGUUGCUGUGAAGCCCGAUGGCGUCCAGAGAGGACUGUGCGGCGAGAUCAUCAAGCGCUUCGAGCAGAGAGGCUUCAAGCUGGUGGCUGCCAAAUUCCUGCAGGCCUCUGAGGACCACAUGAAGCAGCACUACCUGGACCUGAAGGACAUGCCUUUCUAUGCUGGACUCUGCAAAUACAUGUCCUCUGGACCCGUCCUCGCCAUGGUGUGGGAGGGACAGGACAUUGUGAAGCUGGGCAGGAUGAUGCUGGGUGAGACCAACCCCGCUGCAUCCUUGCCCGGCAGCAUCCGUGGUGACCUGUGCAUCAACAUCGGCAGGAACAUCAUCCACGGCAGCGACACCGUGGCGAACGCCAAGACUGAGAUCGACCUGUGGUUCAAGGCCGAGGAGUUCGUCAACUACACCCCCGCCGCCCAGCCUUGGCUGUACGAGUAAACUGGCCAAUCAUCAACCAGUAAACACCCACCCCACCCCACCCCACCCCACCCCCAUCACUCCGGUCUUCCCUGUAGUCGAUCCUCUGACUUGGUCUUCACUAAUCGACAUGUAGCACUUCUCAAUAAAGUCUCAUGUUAACACCACAAA